This is a messenger RNA of Megalobrama amblycephala (Wuchang bream), 785 nucleotides long. RefSeq lists its product as uncharacterized. Bases 12 to 785 code for a protein of 257 amino acids. The transcript has 7 exons. The record is from RefSeq and is a predicted model, not a curated record. Lineage: Eukaryota; Metazoa; Chordata; Actinopteri; Cypriniformes; Xenocyprididae.
AUCAGUGAAGAAUGAUGGAGUCUGUUUUAUGCGAAUAUCUUCUGGAUGCUCUGGAUGAUAUAAACACAGAAGAACUGAUGAAAUUUAAAUGGUACUUGAAGAAUUCUUACCAUGUUCAAAGUUCUGAUCUGGAGAAGGCAAAACACAGCACUGAUACAGUGGAUCUGAUGAAGAAGCAUUUUGGACCAGAAAGAGCUGUGAAGAUCACGGUGGACAUCCUGAGGAAGAUAAAACAGAACCAUCUGGCUGAACAGUUGGAGAAGAAACACAAGCAAGCUCAGGCUGAGGGCAGUAUUAAGGGUCCUGACCCCGCUGGAGUGAGUUCAGAACUGAAGAAGAAGGAGGCUGAGGGCAGUAUUGAGGGUCCUGACCCCGCUGGAGCCAGUUCAGAACCGAUGAAGGGAAAGGGAUCCCAGCUCAGCACUUGUCCCGAUCCCAGAGCACUCCCCCCUUCUCUGGCUGGGCUAGGAUUAAACGAGAGUGAGGAGUGGAAGAGAGAUGAUGAAGAACUGUUGAGGAACCGAGGAACCGAUCCCAGGACCAGGAAUGACUUCCUAAAAUUGGAGUAUCUCCUUGAGAGAAUAGGGGAAAUAUCGCCCACUACAGAUGCCGAGGUCAACAAUGAAGCCAUUGCCAGGAGACCAACUCUAAAUAUUCCAGCAGAAACCAUCGAGACGUAUUUAAUGAGAGGUGUAAAGGCUGCGGAAAUCACAAGAUUGUUUGGCGUUUCAGAGAUGACCUUACGCUGUCGAAUGCAUGAAUAUGGAAUAAGGAUGCUGCUGUAA